Gaeumannomyces tritici R3-111a-1 is the source of this 2580-nucleotide messenger RNA. RefSeq names its product extracellular elastinolytic metalloproteinase. The record is from RefSeq and is a predicted model, not a curated record. Gene Ontology annotation, molecular function: metalloendopeptidase activity; zinc ion binding. The coding region runs from base 622 to 2526 and encodes 634 amino acids. The transcript has 2 exons. NCBI's taxonomy places the organism in Eukaryota, Fungi, Ascomycota, Sordariomycetes, Magnaporthales, Magnaporthaceae.
UUUAUACCCGCCCCGCAUCACCCUGCCAUCAGAGGCCGCUGUGUCCUUCUGUUCUUGGCCGGGCGGUGUCAGUCAGCGUCUAUCGGAUAUUGAUGACAGCCCAGCGUUGGACCAGAGUUGAGCUUCCCAACGCGGAAGCUGUGCCUCAGAGUAUCCUCCAUGAGACGAGUAUGUUGAUCAGUCAUGGGAGCCUGCGGCACGGGAUAUCCUAUCCCCGCCAUGGGAUAUCCCCAUCUCCCCGCCUCUCCGCCACGCCUGAUUCAGGGCUUAUGGAGACAACCAUCGCAACGUCUUGGCACGGCCCGUGUGCGAUUCUCCCCAUGUCGCCGUCACCUUCCUUCUUGACCGCGUCGGAUCCUACUCGGCAUCCAUCAAGUCCCGAGGUCCUUCUACAUCCAGCCGACGGCGAGUGGAGAGAUGGCUCUGAUAGCGGCCUUGGCUGUCGGAAGAGGAAGCUGGGAGAUAAAGCUGGUGGGAGGGAUGCUGGUGGGUUGAGGGAUCAAGCUGGAGGAUCACUGGAUGGCGUCAGGGACCUAUAAAGAGGCGACGGUGUCUCCGUAGACAUGUUCGUCUUACCGGACAAGCUGCACCGCUCGCCUGACUGCUCGCCUGACCACCAAGAUGUUGAUGAAGUCCCUCCUCUCGCUCGGCCUCAUGGGCGCGGCUGCCACCGUGGCGGCCCACCCCCAUCCGUCGACCAAGGCCGGCGUCUCGCGCCGCGCCGUCGACCUCAACGCCUUCCGCCUCAAGGCCACGGCCAAGUACGUCAAGGCCGAGGAGGUUGGCAGCUCGCCGGCCGCUUCGGUAGCGCGCCGUGCCGACUACCUCGAAGUGGCCAAGGACCUGGCGGCCAAGGUGGUCCCGGGCGCCGAGUUCCGCAUCGUCGGUGACCACUACGUCGGCACCAACGGCGUGGCGCACGUGAACCUGAAGCAGCAGGCUCACGGUAUUGAUAUCGACAAUGCCGAUAUCAACAUCAACAUCCUCGAUGGCAAAGUCUUCUCGUACGGCAACAGCUUCUUCACCGGCAAGAUCCCCGAGCAGAACCCGCUCAAGAAGCGCGACUUCGACGACCCCACGGUCGCGCUCGACGGCGCCAAGACGGUGCUCCAGCUCCCCAUCGAGGGCCAGGCCAAGGCCGAGGCCAAGGAGGGCGUCGAGACGUACACGCUCAAGGGCACGUCGGGCGCCGUGUCGGACCCCGAGGCGCGGCUGGUGUACCUGGUGCAGGCGGACGGCUCGCUCGCGCUGACGUGGCGUGUCGAGACCGACGUUAAAACCAACUGGCUGCUCAGCUACGUCGACGCGGCCGACAAGACCAAGGUGCACAACGUGGUCGACUACGUGGCCGACGCCACCUACCAGGUGUACCCGUACGGCGUCAACGACCCGACCGAGGGCUCGCGCAUCAAGGUGACGGACCCGUGGGACAAGCCGUCGUCGCCGUUCCAGUGGCACAACGACGGCACCAGCAGCUACGAGACGACGCGCGGCAACAACGGCAUCGCGCAGGUCAACCCCAACGGCGGCAGCGCCUACAUCAACAACUACCGGCCCGUCAGCUCGGCGCUCAACUUUACUUUCCCCUACACGACCGCCAUGUCGCCGGCGUCGUCGUACCGCGACGCGUCGGUGGCGCAGCUCUUCUACACGGCCAACACCUACCACGACCUGCUCUACCAGCUCGGCUUCAACGAGGCGGCGGGCAACUUCCAGACCAGCAACAACGGCAAGGGCGGGCGCGGGGGCGACGCCGUCAUCCUCAACUCGCAGGACGGGGGCGGGACCGACAACGCGCAGUUCAGCACGCCGCCCGACGGGCAAGCGGGGCGCAUGUACAUGUACAUGUGGACGUACAGCUCGCCGCAGCGCGACUGCUCGUUCGAGGCCGGCGUCGUGAUCCACGAGUACACGCACGGCUUGUCCAACCGCCUCACCGGCGGGCCGGCCAACACGGGCUGCCUGAGCGCGCUCGAGUCGGGCGGCAUGGGCGAGGGCUGGGGCGACUUCAUGGCCACGGCGGCGCGGCUCAAGCCGGCCGACACGGCGGCGACCGACUACCCCAUGGGCUCGUGGGUGUACAACGACGUCAAGGGAAUCCGCGCCUACCCCUACAGCACGUCGCGCACCGUCAACCCGCUCACGUACGCGAGCGUCAACUCGCUCAGUACCGUGCACCCCAUCGGCACCGUCUGGGCCACCAUGCUGUACGAGGUCAUGUGGCAGCUCAUCGCCAAGCACGGCAAGAACACCGACAUCUACCCCAAGCUGGACGCUCGCGGCGUGCCCACCGACGGCAAGUUCCUGACCCAGAAGCUGGUCAUUGACGGCAUGGCCCUGCAGCCCUGCAGCCCCAACUUUGUCCAGGCCCGCGACGCCAUCCUGGACGCCGACCGCGCCCUGACCGGGGGGCAGAACCUGUGCGCCAUCUGGACCGGCUUUGCCAGGCGCGGACUGGGCAGCGGCGCCGUCUACUCGUCGAGCAGACGGACUGAGAGCUUUACCUUGCCGACAGGAGUGUGCUAGAUGGGUGGAUUUCUUUGUAAAUAUUGAGUAGUUAUGUCAUUUACGAGUUGAUGU